Lepus europaeus (European hare) is the source of this 699-nucleotide messenger RNA. It is a transcript of the gene RPP14, whose product is annotated as ribonuclease P/MRP subunit p14. NCBI's taxonomy places the organism in Eukaryota, Metazoa, Chordata, Mammalia, Lagomorpha, Leporidae. Gene Ontology annotation, cellular component: ribonuclease P complex. Gene Ontology annotation, biological process: tRNA 5'-leader removal. The coding region runs from base 292 to 666 and encodes 124 amino acids. The transcript has 6 exons. The record is from RefSeq and is a predicted model, not a curated record.
CUGGUAGAGUCUGUGGCCGCUGGGGAGGGGCCCAGGGGCGGAAUCGGAGACCUCUGGUACCGGCAGAGCUGUCUCAAGGCUUCCCUGCCGCCCCUAGGAAGGCUGGCUUCAAAGGCGAAGUGGACCGUGACUCCAGGCGUGCUUCCGUUUGGUGCGAGCCUGGGGACCGUGCCAGGCUCGUCUUUUCUUUCAGAACAGCCUGCAGAGGGCGCUGCUGUCACUGAGGAGUCCGGUUUUUGGCGAGCUCAUGUGUUCUAUGAGUUUGGAGAGGUGUGAUCAGCAUUGGAAAGGAUGGAAGCCGAAGAGAGCUAUUCUCAAAGAUUUUCGCGCACAAAUCCCUCCGACUACCACUACAUGAAAGUCUGCCUAGAAUUUGAAGAACACGGAAUUGGACUGAACGCCGCACAGUUCAAGCAGCUGCUUGUCUCAGCCCUGAAGGAGCUGUUUGGGGAGGUUGGUGCCGCCCUGACCUUUGACGUCCUCACCUAUGAAGAGAAGACCUUGUCAGCCAUCCUGAGAGUAUGUAACAGUGGGCUUGUCAAAUUGUGGAGCUCUCUGACCAUGGUAGGAUCCUACAAAGGCAGCAGGUGUGCUUUCCGGGUGAUCCAGGUUUCUCCAUUUCUCCUUGCGUUAUCUGGUAAUAGUAGGGAACUCGUAUUGGAUUGAAAUGUCAAGUGCAGACACCUUCUUCUGCUGUCA